This is a messenger RNA of Pygoscelis adeliae (Adelie penguin), 1270 nucleotides long. RefSeq names its product KIAA1147 ortholog (gene DENND11). Bases 176 to 1270 code for a protein of 364 amino acids. NCBI's taxonomy places the organism in Eukaryota, Metazoa, Chordata, Aves, Sphenisciformes, Spheniscidae. The record is from RefSeq and is a predicted model, not a curated record. Gene Ontology annotation, cellular component: cytoplasm. The transcript has 8 exons.
UAUAGUAUGUCAGCUACUGUCUGUGACGAUUUAGGAGUUCAGGAGCUGCGUUAGUGCAUGGUUACUGGCAUCCCAGUGAUGUAAAAGCAACAACUUGCCGUUGCUGGUGUUUGCCCUUUAGAAGUGAGUACGGUGUUCAAGUUUGCCCAAAUAAAUUUGCUUCUCUGCAGGCAACAUGGUGGAGUGGUGCUUACCCCAAGAUAUUGAUUUGGAAGGCGUGGAAUUCAAAUCCAUGGCAAGUGGGUCCCACAAAAUCCAGUCAGAUUUCAUUUAUUUCCGGAAAGGGCUCUGUUUUGGCCUGGCCUGCUUUGCCAACAUGCCUGUGGAGAGUGAGUUAGAGCGUGGUGCCCGCAUGAAGUCCGUGGGGAUUCUCUCCCCUUCCUACACCCUGCUGUAUAGGUACAUGCACUUCCUGGAGAACCAGGUCAGACACCAGCUGGAGAUGCCAGGGCACUACUCCCAUCUAGAGGCGUUCUAUGACGACAAGAAAGGAGUUCUCCCUGAUAGCAAGGGCACCCCCACCUCUCAGCAACCUGUCCACUGGCUGCCAUCCAUCCACAGAUACAUGUACCCAGAGAUGAAGAUCACACACCCUGCUGGCUGUAUGUCUCAGUUCAUCAAAUUCUUUGGUGAGCAGAUCCUUGUCCUCUGGAAGUUUGCCCUGCUGCGCAAGCGCAUAUUGAUAUUUUCACCGCCCCCAGUUGGAGUUGUCUGCUAUAGAGUGUAUUGCUGCUGUUGCCUUGCCAAUGUUUCUCUGCCUGGUCUUGGAGGAACUGUCCCAGAGUCCAAGCCAUUCUUCUAUGUGAAUGUGGCAGACAUAGAAAUGCUGGAGACAGAAGUAUCAUAUGUGGCCUGUACAACAGAAAAGAUCUUUGAGGAGAAACGGGAUCUCUAUGAUGUCUAUGUGGACAACCAGAAUGUGAAGACACAUCACGAGCAUCUGCAACCACUCCUGAAAAUUAACAAUGCUGACAAGGAGAAGUACCGACGGCUCAAUGACCAGAGGCAGAUGUUAAUGUAUUCUCAAGAAGUGGGUGAAGAUUGCAGCUCCUGUGAAGAGGACCUUUUCAUCUUGUUUUUCAUGGAGCAGAACAACCGCAUAUUUCAGACGCUGAUGGAGGUGUCGGCCAGCCAGGACAAGACACUGACAGCUGACCACGCACGAGGCAUGGGCCUGGAUCCCCAAGGGGAUCGAAGUUUCCUUAUGGACCUGCUGGAAGUGUAUGGCAUUGAUGUUAUGCUAGUCAUUGACAACCCCUGCUGCACUUAA